Phacochoerus africanus (Common warthog) is the source of this 1484-nucleotide messenger RNA. RefSeq names its product heparan sulfate-glucosamine 3-sulfotransferase 4 (gene HS3ST4). The record is from RefSeq and is a predicted model, not a curated record. Gene Ontology annotation, molecular function: [heparan sulfate]-glucosamine 3-sulfotransferase activity. The coding region runs from base 1 to 1371 and encodes 456 amino acids. The transcript is spliced from 2 exons. NCBI's taxonomy places the organism in Eukaryota, Metazoa, Chordata, Mammalia, Artiodactyla, Suidae.
AUGGCCCCGUGGCCCGCACCUCCUCCGCCUCCGCCUCCGCCUCCACCUCUCGCCGCGCCGCCGCCGCCCGGCGCCUCGGCUAAGGGCCCGCCGGCGCGCAAGCUGCUUUUCAUGUGCACCUUGUCCCUGUCCGUCACCUACCUGUGCUACAGCCUCCUGGGCGGCUCGGGCUCCCUGCAAUUCCCCCUGGCGCUGCAGGAGCCGCCGGGCGCCGCCGCGGAGCCCCCGCCGAGCCCGCCGCCACCCUCUCUGCCGCCUCCCCCCGUGCGCCUCGGCGCCCCCUCGCAGCCGCCCGCGCCGCAGCCGCCGGACAACGCGAGCCGCGGGGAGCCGCCCGAGCCCCCUGAGCAGCCCGCCGCCCCUGGGGCCGACGGCUGGGGACUGGCGAGCGGCGGCGGAGGCGCCCGGGACGCCUGGCUCCGGACCCCGCUGGCCCCCGGCGAGAUGGUCACGGCGCAGAGCGCGCUGCUGGAGAGGGAAGCGCAGGAGUCCAGCACCACCGACGAGGAGCUCGCAGGCCGGAGGGCGGCCAACGGGAGCAGCGAGAGGGGCGGCGCCGUCAGCACCCCGGACUAUGGGGAGAAGAAGCUGCCGCAGGCGCUUAUCAUCGGGGUCAAGAAAGGAGGGACCCGCGCGCUGCUGGAGGCGAUCCGAGUGCACCCGGACGUCCGGGCGGUGGGCGUAGAGCCGCACUUCUUCGACAGGAACUACGAGAAGGGGCUGGAGUGGUACAGAAAUGUGAUGCCUAAGACGGUGGAGGGGCAGUUAACCAUGGAGAAGACGCCGAGUUACUUUGUGACAAACGAAGCCCCCAAGCGCAUCCACUCCAUGGCCAAGGACAUCAAACUGAUCGUGGUGGUGAGAAACCCCGUGACCAGGGCCAUCUCUGACUACACCCAGACGCUGUCGAAGAAACCUGAGAUCCCCACCUUCGAGGUGCUUGCCUUCAAAAACCGGACCCUCGGGCUGAUCGAUGCCUCCUGGAGCGCCAUUCGAAUAGGCAUCUAUGCGCUGCAUCUGGAAAACUGGCUCCAGUACUUCCCCCUCUCCCAGAUCCUCUUUGUCAGCGGUGAGCGACUCAUAGUGGACCCUGCCGGGGAAAUGGCCAAAGUACAGGAUUUUCUGGGCCUCAAGCGUGUGGUGACUGAGAAACAUUUCUAUUUCAAUAAAACCAAGGGGUUCCCUUGCCUCAAGAAGCCAGAAGACAGCAGUGCCCCAAGGUGUUUGGGCAAGAGCAAAGGUCGGACUCAUCCUCGCAUUGACCCAGAUGUGAUCCACAGACUGCGGAAAUUCUACAAACCCUUCAACAUGAUGUUUUACCAAAUGACGGGUCAAGAUUUCCAGUGGGAACAGGAAGAGAAUGACAAAUGAGGCCAGAGCUGGGGAGGGAAGGCUGGGGAAUCGCUCUGGAGGCUCCUUACCUGAAUCCUGGCUCCCCUGGGGUCUGCAGCCUCAGCCCUGCUGUGGUGCCGAGUAAAUCUCCU